GUGUCAACCUUCACCAGAGGAAACAACACGUUUCAUUCUAUCCAAGAGAAACCACUGGAAACAGAAUCCUAAAUAUGCAUCAUAUAGAACUGCUCUUAGCACUUUUGGCACUUAUGUUUACAAGCACCUCAGAAACAUGUAUUUCACGUCAUAGCAUCACUGCAGUGGAAGGGGAAUUUUUCUAUCUGAGAUACUGCUCAUCAGCAUCUGAGCACGAUAGUGAAAAAAACAGCAUAAAAUGGUACAAGAGCAGUGGGUCACAUGGACGCAUUGAGCUAAACUCAAGCAGUUCCCCCAGAAUUACUUUGCACGAUUAUGUUUUGGAGUUUUGGCCAGUUGAGUUGGAGGACAGUGGAUCUUACUUUUUCCAAAUGGGAAAUGAUACUCGUAAAUGGAAAUUAAAUGUCAUUGGAAGAAGUAAAAGCAGCUGUUUUGUUGAAAAACUACUAACUAGUAAAACUGUAGAAGUUCAGAAAUCUUUGCACGUAGCCUGUAAACAUGACUACUUUCAACCAUUGGCCAAUAGAACUUCACUGUAUAAGAACUGUGAAAAGAUAAACAAUGGUACAAACCCAGUUUUACAGAAGAAUGCAGAGUUUGAAGAUCAGGGAUAUUACACCUGUGUGUUUUCCAUCCCUCAUAAUGGAAAACUAUUUAAUGUCACCAAAACCAUCAACGUAACAAUCGUUGGAGAUCGCAGUAAAAUAAUUCCUGUUCUUCUUGGACCAAAGCUUAACCGUGUGAAGGUGGAAUUAGGAAAAGAUGUAAACCUCAAUUGCUCUGCUUUGGCGAAUGAAAAGGAUCAGAUUUAUUGGAACUUGUGGGAUGAAAAUGGAAAGGAGCCCAAUGUACAUGAAGAGAACGUAAAAAAAAAUAGGACUCUGGAUGGCAAAUUGUAUGUGUCAAGAAUGUUGAAAAUCGAGAAUAUUAAUGCAAAAAAUCUAAAAUUUUCAUAUAAUUGCACUGUGGCCAGCGAGGGAGGCACAGACACCAUAAACUUUGUCUUGUUGAAAAAAGAAGAUAUGGCUGAUAUCCCAGGCUACAUCUUCACCAGAGGAAUGAUUGUGGCUGUUUUGAUCUCAGUGGUAGUUGUGUGCCUAGUGAUAAUGGGUGUCAUUUAUAGAGUUGACUUGGCUCUAUUUUAUAGACAUUUCACGAGAAAAGAUGAAACAUUAACAGAUGGGAAAACAUACGACGCUUUUGUGUCUUACCUAAAAGAAUGUGGACCCGAAAAUGGAGAGGAGCACACCUUUGCUGUGGAGAUUUUGCCCAAGGUGUUGGAGAAACACUUUGGGUAUAAGUUAUGCAUAUAUGAAAGGGAUGUAGUGCCUGGAGGAGCUAUUGUUGAUGAAAUCCACUCAUUGAUAGAGAAAAGCCGAAGACUGAUCAUUGUCCUAAGUAAAAGCUACAUGUCUAAUGAAGUCAGGUAUGAACUUGAAAGUGGACUCCAUGAAGCUCUGGUAGAAAGGAAAAUUAAAAUCAUCUUAAUUGAAUUUACACCUGUCAGUGACUUCACAUUCUUCCCCCAAUCACUAAAGCUUUUGAAAUCUCACAGAGUUCUGAAGUGGAACGCUGAUAAACCUCUGUCGUAUAACUCAAGGUUCUGGAAGAAUCUUCUGUACCUGAUGCCUGCAAAAGUGGUCAAGCCUCGUGGAACUGAAUCUGAAGUCUUCCCUGUUCUUUCACAGUCCUGAUCUUUAGAAAAGCCAAAUGUAAGAAAGAGCUCUUGACGCUCUGGGCUCGGAGCGGAGGAGCCUAUUUUUAACAAAGGGCACUAUUAAAAAUAUUUGGCUCUCUGAAAAUCUUACUUACAGUCUGAAGAUGAAAGUCAUCACUAAGUUGCCAGAGAUAGGACUAAACAUUGAGCUGUGGUCAUGUGCUCCCAGUGGAACCCAGAAUUCAAAAGCAACAGACCUCUUCUGUUUCUUCCUCCUCCGUAACUGUCUACAGGUGCUCAUUCUCAAUCCAUAUUCAGCAACGGUGAGGCUGGGCACAAAGCAAAGAAACUUACGCCCUACAAAAAGGGUACAUCUUCACGUUUUUAAUGCUCAUGAUUGAACUAAAGGAUUUUACGUUCA
Messenger RNA from Felis catus (domestic cat), 2078 nucleotides. RefSeq names its product interleukin 18 receptor 1 (gene IL18R1). The transcript is spliced from 11 exons. Gene Ontology annotation, molecular function: interleukin-18 receptor activity; interleukin-18 binding. Gene Ontology annotation, biological process: positive regulation of type II interferon production; interleukin-18-mediated signaling pathway. Lineage: Eukaryota; Metazoa; Chordata; Mammalia; Carnivora; Felidae. The coding region runs from base 75 to 1694 and encodes 539 amino acids. The record is from RefSeq and is a predicted model, not a curated record.